This is a messenger RNA of Exaiptasia diaphana, 5955 nucleotides long. Its product is annotated as cAMP-specific 3',5'-cyclic phosphodiesterase 4C. Gene Ontology annotation, biological process: signal transduction. The transcript has 21 exons. NCBI's taxonomy places the organism in Eukaryota, Metazoa, Cnidaria, Anthozoa, Actiniaria, Aiptasiidae. Bases 1392 to 3782 code for a protein of 796 amino acids. Gene Ontology annotation, cellular component: perinuclear region of cytoplasm; nucleus; cytosol. Gene Ontology annotation, molecular function: 3',5'-cyclic-AMP phosphodiesterase activity. The record is from RefSeq and is a predicted model, not a curated record.
UCUUCCAUAUUGUACACCAUCCGCAUAACAUCUGCUGUUGACAUAACAGAAUAAUUUUUACGCCUAUGAUAUGAGAAGCGAGGCGAUUUUUUCUUUCUUGCGCCAACUACAAUACCAAUAUAUCAUACUCCAGUCACAGAGAUAAAUCUUAUAUCAUAGAAAUACAAUUCUAGACGCACUUAAACAUCUUGAAAAUUAAAGUUUCUUUAUCUUUAAUUGGGAAUUCAUUUGCUGCGAAUCAAAAUUCAAAUAAUAAAGAUGGUACCGCACAUGAUUUCACAACUUGAAUUUUUGUGAGUUUCGUCCUUUUGUUGGCGAUGAGAAGAUUUUUAUUGAAGUGUCGUCGACGUGGCUCGGUUUCCAAGAAUGAGGUCUUGUUCAAAAUUAAAUAUUUAAUGGACUGCCAAUCACAAUUCGAGUUGCUUUUGAAGCCGAAUAAAAAGGUCGCUGGUGUCAUUCUGGUGUAGAAAAUUUAAUCUUUGAAGUUAAUAUUAGCUGAGAGUUCUCGCUCAUGUCCUAGAAGAAAAAAAACAGUAUUAGAAUUUUUCGGCCAAUAAUGUUGUGAAAAAAACCCACAAACUUCAACUGUUUGUUCAAACGAGAGAAAAAGAAAAAGAAAAAAUAAUAAUUACGUACGAUUAGACUUGUUUUUCCAAGGCAACUAAUAAUCGAUUUCAAUCACUCUUACUUAUAGGAAACGAAAGAGCUGCGAAAAAUGCAAUAUUGAAAUUGAGCUCUAUUUGCUACAUCGCCGCCUUAAUUUCUAUUUUUAAGCCAUUUAAUCGCUAGCUUAUCGUAAACAGUUCGAUUAUCUUGGUGAAUAAUCCCCUCUUUUAUUUGAAUAAUCAGCGAAAUAAUUGGUUUCGGUAUUGCCUUAACCAUCUACAUUGAAUAUAAUUACAGAUCUCGGAACCAAACCAACUUAAUUUGAAGAUGAUUUCGGCUCGUGUUAAGCAUAUACCGCAGUACGCACGCGUGCGCGCUGCGCGGGGAUAAUUUUCUUGCUAGCCACCCACAUAGGAGAAAACCGUGCAUUAUUAUAUAACAGCCGUCACGGAUAGGAUAAUGUUUUUCGCGCUUAAUGAAAUCAUGUCAAUUUACAAAGUUGUUUUACUACGGGUUGGAAUUUAAACGCUAAAUGUAUUCACUGAAGACGGGACGUGACCUUGAGAUUCGUAGCUAAAGAUAGUUUCUUCGAGGCGUGUUGACUACAGUGAAUGAGUUCGACUCCAUGCUAUUUUUUUGUCGUCUCACCGGGGCAGAGGAACUGCAGUGGUUAUGAUUGGCCGUCGGGUCCAAAGCGUGACGUCGUUAGUGCAAAGACUACGCGACCCAUUUGAUUACUAGAGAAGUCAGGGACAACUUGUAAAUCCACCUCGAAACUUCAAAUCAUGGACCAAGAUAGAUCAUCCAGCAAAAAAGGGGUGAUUGGAGCAUUUUUUAGAAAGAUCUCGUCGUCAUCUUCUACCAAGCACCAAUGCACAACCACUAAAGCAAAGUCAAGCUUGAAGUCCUCUCCGCAGACAGGCAAGCGUCUUGUUACGUUCGCCGAAGGAACAAAAUUCGACGAGAUAAUUCACGAAGAGGAAUCGAGUCUCACUGCGCUAAAAAAGAUGAGCUCUCUGACUACGAGGAAGGGGCACCGCGGGUCGCCGCUCAAGAUAUCUCUUACAAACGAUGAUGGUGAAGAGUUAUCAGGCUUUCCUAGAAAACGUGAGAGCAAGUAUUCUUCUCGGUCUGGAGAGGACUCUACUGAUAAACAAGACACUGAUAAACUGGCUAUCCCAGUACCGCCGCAGCGCAGAGAAUCUUUCUUAUAUAAAUCGGACAGUGAAUUCGAAUUAGCAUCCAAGUGUGUCACGUCACGGCACCAUUCGUUUAGCGAGGGAACACGAGUCGAGGAGCUGGUUACUCCAUUUGCCCAAAUUCUGUCCAGUCUGCGCAAUGUCAGGAAUACCUUUAUAACCUUAACUAAUGCGAAAAAAGAAAAAAGAAGAGGGUCUGCAGGGCCACAUUUGAAUAGGACAAAUUUUUCUGAAAUGCAAAAUAGUAUAGGUUUGUUACAGAUACCAAAAGAUGAGAGUUAUCAAGUAGUUGCCAACAGUACUCUAGAAGAGCUGGACUGGAUCUUGUAUCAGCUGGAAACCCUUCAAACUCAUUCAUCAGUCAGUGAAAUGGCUUCUAACAAGUUCAAACGACUGUUAAACAGGGAGCUGAAGGAUUUCUCUGAUGCUAACCAGUCAGGCAACCAAGUGUCAGCAUGGGUCUACAACACAUUUACAGAUGACCUUACAAAGAGGUGCCCCCCAGACCCUACACCACCACCUAAGGCAGCACACUCCCCAAUACUGUUCAGAGAUCUGGCCCAGACUCAAACUGAUAAACAGCUAGAGAUUCCUGCUGAUCCUAACCAAAGUAAAACAAGAAAAGACUGCAUCAGGGCACGAUCAAGAUCUAUGGUCAAUGGUGUCCGUAAACUUACUCGAUUACAUAGUUUUUCUGGAACUGUUCCUCGAUUCGGUGUGGAAGUCCAGAAUGAAAGCGAAUUAGCAAAGAUAUUAGAAGGCAUCAAUAAAUGGGAUUUUGAUGCAUUUUCCCUGGAUGAGGCCACUAACGGCCACCCUAUGUUAGCUGUAGCCUAUACAAUUCUGCAGGCCAGAGAUCUAUUAAAAAUUUUCAAAAUCAAACCAACCACAUUUAUAAAUUAUAUGUCACUUGUAGAGAGUCAUUAUUUAAGAGAUGUUCCAUUUCAUAAUUGUAUUCAUGCGGCAGACGUCACGCAAACUACUCACGUCCUGUUAUCUGCGCAAGCAUUUGAUUCGGUAUUCACAGACYUGGAAAUCCUGUCAGCAAUUAUUGCAAGUGCAGUACAUGACGUCGAUCAUCCUGGUGUUAACAAUCAUUUUCUUGUCGCUACAAAUUCAGAAAUGGCGCUAAUGUAUAAUGAUGAAUCAGUAUUAGAAAACCACCAUCUUGCUGUAGCAUUUCAACUUCUUCAACAUGAAGAYUGUGAUAUAUUUGAGAAUCUUAGUAAAAGUGAGAGACAAUCUGCACGGCGAAUGAUUAUAGAAAUGGUGCUAGCAACAGACAAUGCCAAGCACAUGAGUCUACURGCCUCACUCAAGACAAUGGUUGAAACAAAAAAGGUUGCAGGCACUGGUGUGCUCUGUUUAGACACAUAUACAGAUAGAAUGCAGGUUCUGAAAAGCUUAGUUCACUGUGCUGACUUGAGUAACCCUACAAAACCUCUUUUCAUCUACCGAAAAUGGGUAGACCGGCUGAUGGAGGAGUUCUUCAGACAGGGUGACAAGGAAAGAGCAAUCGAUGGCAUGGAUAUAAGCCCUAUGAUGGAUAGGCAUAAUGCAUCAAUAGAAAAAUCACAGGUUGUUUUCAUUGAUUUUGUUGCUCAACCACUGUGGGAAACCUGGGGAGAGUUAGUGCAACCCGAUGCUCAAGAAUUAUUAGAUACAAUAGAAGAUAACCGACAUUGGUAUAACUCCCAAAUCCCUAAGAAUGAGCAAGACAAAAACAAUCCAGCUUCUAUGAAGCGUGUUAGUUGGCAAGGGACCCGGAAGGAUGCCUUCGACCAAUCAGAACCAGAUACAUCAGGAGACAACACUCAAGACAAAAAUGGCGACAAAAGAAAUAAUAAUGUACGGCAUAUGAAACCUGACGAUCUCCUGCAUAAAUGCGAAAGCAGYGGGAGAAGUUGCGAAGCGGACGAUGAAUACGAYGGUGACAGCUCCUUUGAUUGCUCGGCAGCUGAUGGCAAUAAUAAUUAAUGAAUUGGGUUGUCAUGGGAACUGUCAAUCAACAUUGAGGAACAUCACAGGAAUUUACGGGUACAUGAGUAGAACGAUGACCUAUUGUGUGUGCACAGAAGGAAACAAAAAAGAGUAUAAUAUCGGAGAUGGCAUUCASUGAAAUAUGGGACUGCUGAAAUAGCUGGAUUCGUUUCAGUAUUUGGGAUGUUGUGUUAACCAUCRCCAUGACAACCAUUCAAUGCGUCAAAACAAUGCCAACAAGCCUGGUCRUUAGCACAGAUUAUUUUAUUUAGGAAACAUCGAAGGAAUGAAACCACUGGUAGUGGUGCUUGUGUAGUCCAUUUGUUGAAAAGUCUGUACAAACAUCUGCGGAAUAUAAGUCUACAGAAAAUGUAUAAUAUCAAUAUUGGGAAGAGUUGAAAGUGCAAUGUUGUUUCUACAAUGAGAGGUCGCUGCAGCAUUGGGGGUAAUUUCCAGAGAAAUCUUGAUGGAGAUCUGUCAAUCGAUGUCACUGCAGUUCGGAUUACUUCUCUCCUUACCGCUGAUGAACAUUCAAUGCUCAAGAAGAAGUCUGUUUUAUCAGAAAAUAAAAUAGAAACAAACUUGUUAUAGAGYCAUAUGUAAAUUGUACAAUCUUGUCCAUAGUCAGGCCAUGUAAGUAUAUGUUUUACAGCAAAAAGGAAGAAGCUCUUGUCAGACAUUUUAGGUUGAUAUUAAUUUAUGUUUUGUUGCUGAUCGUUUUGAUUGUAAAAGCUCCAGUUUCAUGCGYACMUAUUUUGUAUUAAUAGUUGCCCUCAUUUAUGUGGAAAAAUAUAACUGUAAAAAGAGAGAUUUUAUUGCCUUCCUUGUUCACAAAUCCAGAGAAUUAUUUAUAUCAAACAGUUCUGAGGCAAAUAAAAUGUAAGCCACAAGUAUGGACCCCAGCAGAAUAUGAGACUGGAGUAUUUUUAAUCAAUACUUAAAAUACUUAUUGAAUGUUUUACAGCAGAUUUCAWAUGCUGGAAGAAUUACUGCAUGCUCACUGCCUUGACUGUGCUCAUACUGUAGUGACUUUUUUAUUGUUAUUCAGUAYUACUGUUUAAUUCGUCACUAUCAAAURAAGUGCCAUGUGUUGUUUGUGCAGUGAUAAAUGUAUGUUUUUUUUCCAAUAUCAUAUGAAAUCUCCCUUAGGUUGCUGUGUUAAAAGGUUGCAUUCUCAUGAAAUGCCAAUAAGAUACAUGUAAUAAGUGUUGUUGAAGACUGUGUUAGAUCCUGUUUUGYCAGUGCCUUUCGAAUUGAUGCUGUGAAAUAACUAAGUUAGUUGUGAAAUCUUGUGCAUUCUACAAGUAACAAUUUAGUUUAUUUUUAAACUUGUAUUGCUGAUUUAUGAUAAGAUAUCUGGUGCAGAACAAUAGASAACAAAAAUUCACAAACAAUGGACAAAAGCACAGUCUAUAGAUAACAAACGACAACACAAUGGCCAAAAAGAUAAAACAAUGGGCAACAAAACAAUGGACAAACAAUGAAAGGACAAUAGAUGAAAAAACAAAUUGCAUUACAAUAACCAGAAAAUUAACCAAUUGGGAUAAAACAAUAGGGAACUAAAUAGUGGACAAACAAUUGACAAAAGAACAAUAGAUGAAAACAAUGGGCAAUACAAUAGCCAGAAGAAAAAAUCAAAUCAUAGAGAAAAAACAAUAGUCAAGAGCAAAGAUGAUAUAGAAAAUGCAAAAUUGUUACUUCUACAGGAUUUCAUCASUUUCAAAACCGCAGCACUCAAUUUGAAUGUUACUCGCCUAGUAUAAUCUUCCUUMAAUUUCUGACUCGAACUUUUGCAAUAAUGUCAAUAUUUUGUUGCAUGUCAUAGUGAUUUCAUUGCAUGCAAUAAGUGCAUCCAGUUAUCACUUCUGGCAUAAGGUCCAUGUAUGUAUCAACAGAGAGUAGUCAUGCAAAUAUGACACCAUGUAAAGACUUAAAAUGUAAAUAUAAAUAUAUAUAUACAUUAUACACAGAAUUUUAAUUUAUGACUUGUUGUCGACCUAGUAUCAUGUCGCUUACAAUGAAAAUCAAGCCAGUGUCAUGGAAAAGUUAUUUGAAUUCAUCUCCCUAGCCCUCCCCCCUCAGUGAUUGAAAUUUUUUAAACCGUUCUCUUGAGUGCAAGUUAUAUGAGAUGCAAAUAUUAAACAGUUCUGUGCAUUAAAUGGCAAAAUGA